UUGAAAGCUCUCGCACCCAUUAUAAGGCAAAUGUUCGACUUGAUAAAAAAACACGGUCGCCCAGUAUUCGCCAGUCGCGAUGCAGUUAUUUAUCUGUUCAAUAGUUUCAGGUACCUGGGUAUUAACCCGCCGAAUAAGUAUCGUAUUCCAUAUUUCUUUUACUCGUUCAUUACCUGUUUUAUCGUACUCUUCUCGCCGGUUAUUAGCAAUGUUGGUUGGUUGCGCGAUCGAAAUAAGCUAUCUGUUAUGGAAAUAUUAACUUGCGUACAAGCCUCUUUAAAUAUAGUUGCUAUACCAAUUAAAAGCAUCGCUUUGGCAAUGUCAAAAAAUCGUCUUCGUGCCAUUGAACCUCUAGUAACGGAACUGGAUAAGUAUUACACACGAUCUGUAGAUAGGGGAAAAAUACGUAAAUGCGGCAUAACUGGUAAUCGACUAGUUUUUGGAUUCGCGGUUGCAUACUUCACGUAUGAAACAUUGACUGUUGUGGCCGCAUUAGUGGGUGGACAUGCACCGCUAUCGCUCUGGAUUCCGAAUGUUGAUUUCCAUAGAUCUGCAUGGGAGUAUUGGCUACAAGUUAGCUAUGAUGCAUUUAUACUUUUAUUACUGUUAUAUCAUCAAGUAGUAAACGACUCAUAUCCGGCCGUUUAUAUAUAUAUUAUACGUACACAUAUACAGCUUUUAGCAGCUCGUGUCGAACGUUUGGGUUAUGAUGAGAAGAAAAGUGUUGAUGAUAAUUAUAAAGAGCUAUUAGAAUGUAUUGUUAUACAUCAGGAAAUACUAAAGGUUGCCAGCAUUGUUGAGUCCAUCAUGUCUGUGACUGUAUUCACUCAGUUUUUUGUAGCUGCAGCUAUACUUGGUGUCACGAUGAUUAACAUUUUCAUUUUUGCUGAUCUUACGACUAAAAUUGCUUCCAUCACGUAUUUUUUCUGUGUACUCCUUCAGACAUCGCCGACAUGUUACCACGCGUCAUAUUUGUUGGCUGAUUGCGAUGAGUUGCGCCUGGCUAUUUUUAAAUGCAAUUGGGUUGACCAGAAUAAACGUUUUAAUAAUUUGUUAAUCUACUUUUUGCAUCGUUCUCAGGAUUCCAUUCCCCUUUUCGCCAUGAAAUUAGUGCCGAUAAAUUUGGCCACUAAUUUGUCGGUGAGUUACUUUGGCCUAUAA
This is a messenger RNA of Anastrepha ludens (Mexican fruit fly), 1161 nucleotides long. RefSeq names its product odorant receptor 7a-like. Gene Ontology annotation, cellular component: plasma membrane. Lineage: Eukaryota; Metazoa; Arthropoda; Insecta; Diptera; Tephritidae. Gene Ontology annotation, biological process: sensory perception of smell; detection of chemical stimulus involved in sensory perception of smell. The coding region runs from base 31 to 1161 and encodes 376 amino acids. The record is from RefSeq and is a predicted model, not a curated record. The transcript has 2 exons. Gene Ontology annotation, molecular function: odorant binding; olfactory receptor activity.